This is a messenger RNA of Rhizoctonia solani, 882 nucleotides long. Its product is annotated as RNA recognition motif protein. The record is from RefSeq and is a predicted model, not a curated record. The coding region runs from base 1 to 882 and encodes 293 amino acids. The transcript has 7 exons. Lineage: Eukaryota; Fungi; Basidiomycota; Agaricomycetes; Cantharellales; Ceratobasidiaceae. Gene Ontology annotation, biological process: positive regulation of mRNA splicing, via spliceosome. Gene Ontology annotation, cellular component: spliceosomal complex. Gene Ontology annotation, molecular function: RNA binding.
AUGCUGAGCCACAUCCGACACCAAACAAGCAAGACCCGGAAUCAACACCAAAUCGACUAUAGAAAUGAACGAGGCGACUCUAACCUUCCGACUUCGAACUUACACCUACCCUUUUUGAUCCCAGCAUGGGCUAAUUCUACCGAUACUACUCCUGCCACUGCUGUCGGUGGGUGGGAUACGACAGGGAAUGGUCAGGCUGGUCGGGAACCGGAGCCGGAACCGAACACAAAGAGCAACAACCCUGCCCCUACUCCAGAACGCGAGUCAAGGCGCAGUCGUAGUCGUAGCCCGAUCCGAAAUGGUACAGACCGGCGUGGCAGGGACGAUAGUAGCAACCCAGGCACGAACCUGCAUAUCUCUGGUCUGCACCCCCGCGUGACGGAUCGGCAACUAGAAGACGUCGAAAAGGCGCAAGUUGUGUACGACCCUCAUACUCGUGACUCGCGCGGGUUCGCCUUUGUCCUAAUGCAUACACUUGAAGAAGCUGAAGCAGCCAUCACCGGUCUGAACGGAUAUGUCCUCGAAGGCUCGGCCCUGCGUAUCGACAAGGCUAGGCGCGGCAGAGCUCGCACGCCUACUCCGGGUAAAUACGUGGGACCCUCAAAAUAUUCUGAACGAUCAUAUGCUCCGCGUGAAUACGAUGACUAUAGAUAUCGAAGAGGUGGCGACUACGACGAUUAUUACAACCGUGGAUUUGAUAGGCGUAGGUGGUAUGACGAAGAUCGAUACGGCGAGGAUCGGUAUGGUGGGCGGUACGAGAGGUACGGCAGCUCUCGCUCACGUUGGGACAGCAGGGACUACAGGGACUAUGAGAGGGAUUACGAUUAUGAAAGAGGUAGUCGCUAUAAUCGCGGGGGGCGUGAUGACUAUUCAAGACGAUAA